AUGUCGGGAAGCCCAAACUUAGAGUUCCUGGAUCUAAGUGGUUGUAAAAGUUUAGAGAUGGUUCACCCUUCGGUUGGAUACCUCGAAAAGCUGGUUAAGCUGGAUCUUUACAACUGUUGUAACCUUAUGAAGCUGCCUCCAGAAGUCAACUGGAGAUCCCUCCAAGAACUUGAUCUUGGUCGUUGCAGUAAGCUAAAGAGUUUCCCUGAAAUUGUGGGAGAGAUGAAAUGCAUGAAAACCUUGUGUCUAUUCAACACUGGCAUUAAAACAUUGCCGUCAUCCAUUCGGUAUCUAAUCAACCUUGAAUGGUUGAGAUUCAGUCACUGUAGAGACCUCACAGAUAUACCUGGCAGCAUUUAUGAACUGCGAAAGUUGAAGAACUUAGACUUGGUGGAGUGCCCAAAACUCGUAACAUUCCCAACUAAGGUGGACUCACCUGACGGCAGUGACUAUUUACUAGGAUGCAAUUCAUCUAAAAUUGAUUUCUUGGCAUCCGCUUUAGUUUAUCUUAAUUUAUCCGGAUGCCCCUUUGUUACUCUUCCUAAUAAAUGCAUCAAGAAAUUUGUCAACUUGUCAAGACUCAUUUUGAGAGGCUGCACGAGGCUCGUGGAAAUUCCGGAGCUUCCACCACUGAUCACAGAGUUGGAUGCAAGAGAUUGCGUAUCAUUGGAAAGAAUUUCAAAGCUGUCAAAAUUUUUGGAAUGUAAAGAAUCACAAAUGAUCCAGGAGAUGAACUUGACUAAUUGUUGGAGACUCUGUCAAAAUUUAUUGGCUGAGAUGGCGGCAAGCAAGGAAGAUGAUGAUCUCUUCUCUCGGCUCCUAUCUUCUCAGCUAUCCGAGUUUUCAAUUAUAUUUCACGAAAGUUCUUGUAUGCACCUAGGUACAAGUGAACCAAUAGUUAUAAUUUAA
Molecule: messenger RNA, 909 nt
Organism: Fragaria vesca subsp. vesca
Lineage: Eukaryota; Viridiplantae; Streptophyta; Magnoliopsida; Rosales; Rosaceae
Product: TMV resistance protein N-like
Exons: 1
Coding region: 1-909 (302 amino acids)
Source: RefSeq, a predicted model, not a curated record